This is a messenger RNA of Physella acuta, 5677 nucleotides long. RefSeq names its product mucin-2. Lineage: Eukaryota; Metazoa; Mollusca; Gastropoda; Physidae. Gene Ontology annotation, molecular function: chitin binding; hydrolase activity, acting on carbon-nitrogen (but not peptide) bonds. The record is from RefSeq and is a predicted model, not a curated record. Gene Ontology annotation, biological process: carbohydrate metabolic process. Gene Ontology annotation, cellular component: extracellular region.
CAUAUCUUAACCAGUGAACAGUUUGGAAAAGAGGGCGUUGUUUGUUCACGUGACCUCUGGCGGAGCUCUACGAGAUCUCGCGAUCAGUUUCACCAAGUUUUACAAUCGUCCAUCACAAGCGGAGGUUGAUCCGGGUAUUCGGCUACUGGCUCAAUGAUUAUUAUUGAAUGAGGAGCCUUACAGCACUUUCGUUUUUUAUAUCGUUUGAAUAAGCUGAAAAGCUGUGGGUGUACAGUUUUACAUUCCACCCCAAGUCCUGACGUGCCAUGAGGAUGUUGACUGUGCUGCCAGUUGGGCUGGUGCUUCUGAGUGUCGUGGCCCUGGGGCAGGCGGCUACGGGAGACUGCCCGCAGACGGACACCAGCGAAGGCCUUGUUGACCUGAAACACGGGGAGAAGGCAUGCGCACCGCUAAAGGCAGGUGAAACCACAAAGGGGGCGCGUUUUGUCACCUGCAACUCUGGCUUUGUCUACACACAAGCCUGCCAGACCAUGUUAAAGUAUGACGUGUUUUCCGGGACUUGUAACUGGCCAUUGUUUGCUUCUUGUACACUCAUCAGCUUCGGUUCUGGAGGUAAUUCUACAACUACGCCGGCCACAACCAAAGCCACUUCUACAACAGCAAGGGCAACCACUGUUAGAAGUUCAACACUGCUCAGUUUAAUUCAAAACUCAUCACCUACAUCGUCUACAUCAGCAUCAACAACAUCUACAGCAGCAACUACAUCAUCAACACCUUUUACAACAUCCACAGCAGCAACUACAUCAUCAACACCUUUUACAACAUCCACAGCCUCAACUACUUCUAUACCUACAACUUCUACAGCCACAUCAUCGACAACAGCAACAGGUACAACGACAACAACAACACCAUAUACAACAACAUCAACAGUCACAACGACGACGACACCACCAUAUUCAACAACAUCGUCAGAUACAACUUCCUCAUCUGCGUCCUAUACACCAACAGAUAGCCAGACCACAACCACUGCAGCUACUUCUACAACCCCAGUGUCGACCACAUCUGCUACAACUUACACACCUACAACAUCAGCACCUCCUCUAAACUCACCACCAACUACUUCAGCAACAACAAUAUCAACAACACAAUAUCCACCACCACCAACUACAUCUCAACAAACUCCAUCAUCACCACCACCAACAUAUCCAGAAACAACUACAUCUUUACAAAACCUACCUACAUCUUCAACCGAACAAUACUAUUCGACAUCGCAUCCCACCACAUCAACGCCACCACCAUCAACAACAUCACAACCAGCAACAACAUCACUGCCAUCAACAACACCACUGCCAUCAACAACACCACUGCCAUCAACAACACCACUGCCAUCAACAACAUCACUGCCAUCAACAACACCACCACCAGCAACAACAUCACAACCAGCAACACCAACAUCACAACCAGCAACACCAACGACCCCACUGUCGUCUACAACACCAUUAUCGUCAACAACAUCAACAACGUCAAUGCAAUCAACGACAUCACUGCCAUCAACAACACCUCUGCAAUCAGCAACACCAACGACCCCACUGUCGUCUACAACACCACUAUCGUCAACAACAUCAACGACAUCAAUUCCACCAACAACACCAACAACGGUGACGACCACACGGAAGCCCUACGUCACUGCUCCCCCGGCGCCCGCUGGGCCCUGCACGGCUGACAACUGUAAACUCCCCGACUGUUUCUGCUUCGGGGCGGUGCCAGACAUGGCGCCCGCCGACCUGCCCCAGUUUGUCAUGCUGACCUUUGAUGACGGGGUCACGGCGCAGCUGUACAACAAAUUCUACCGGGCUCUCAUUGUGGACAACGAUUACAACAUAACCAACCCUAGUGGCUGCCGGAUAAAGACUGCCUUGUUCAUCACGAUCGCUAAUACAGACUUCAGCAAGUUGAAGGCCGUGUGGGAUGCUGGGAACGAGGUCGCCUCGCACACCAUCAACCACGCCACGCUGGUGGGGGAAAAAGAGAGCGACUACCCACCAAUGGUUGAAGCGAUUGAGGGAGUGAGGAGGCUAGUUCUUAACGCCACAGGGAACCAAAAUCUGACCGACGCCAUCUUGGGGUUCCGCGCCCCCUACCUGCGUGUAGGCGGGAACAUGCAGUUCGACGUCCUGCGGGACUACAAGUUUCUCUACGACUCCUCCAUCAGCAACAUCGAGAUCGCUGCCAAAAGGAAACCUGUCUGGCCGUUCACCUGUGAUUACUUGAUCACCAACUGUGUCAACCCGCCUUGCCCCACAAACGCCUACCCCGGGUUUUGGGAAGUCCCGAUGAAUUCCUUGAUUGGUGACAACGGCUACAGUUGUAGCAUGAUAGACGCCUGCUCCGUUGGUGCAGACGUUUUCCAGACGACUCGCCAGGAAUGGUACAACUUUUUUAAACAGAACUUUGAGAGCCACUUCUACCCCGUGAAGGUCCCGAUGCCAAUUUUUACCCACGGCUCCAUGUUCCUCCGCUCCAUAGAAUCCUACCCAGCUCUGGUGGCCUGGAUCAAAGACGUCUUACAAACCCGCACUGACGUCUGGUUUGUCACGCCCAAACAGGUGCUGCAGUGGAUGAAACAGCCGCUGACCAACGCUCAGAUGAUCCAGCAGAAGUGGGGCUACCCCCCCCCCCUGCAGAUAACAAGUAACUUUGUUAAGACCCCCGUCCAGAUAUCAAGCAACUUUGUUAAGACCCCCGUCCAGAUAACAAGUAACUUUGUUAAGACCCCCGUCCAGAUAUCAAGUAACUUUGUUAAGACCCCCGUCCAGAUAUCAAGCAACUUUGUUAAGACCCCCGUCCAGAUAUCAAGCAACUUUGUUAAGACCCCCGUCCAGAUAUCAAGCAACUUUGUUAAGACCCCCAUGCAGAUAUCAAGUAACUUUGUUAAGACCCCCGGCCAGAUAACAAGCAACUUUGUUAAGACCCCCGUCCAGAUAACAAGUAACUUUGUUAAGACCCCCGUCCAGAUAUCAAGCAACUUUGUUAAGACCCCCGUCCAGAUAUCAAGCAACUUUGUUAAGACCCCCGUCCAGAUAACAAGCAACUUUGUUAAGACCCCCGUCCAGAUAUCAACGAGCUGUCUGUCUCAAGCUCAACAUAGCUAUUACCUUUUUUUUUCGAAGUGUCAGCUAACCAUGAAGACCUGGAUCCUCGCCUGCUUAUUGUGCUCGACGUUACGGGCGGUGGGCGCCAACACCCCGUGCAUGGGAGUCAGAACCAGUGAGGGCCUCAGGAAUCUACAGCACGGUGAGCGCGCAUGCGCAGUACUCAGGAAUGGCGAGGACACCUCGUACCUGGGAGUGAACUUCAUCACGUGCAGCUACGGAUAUAUUGUUGUAGAGACGUGUCCGUCCCCACUUAGGUACGAUGUGGCAACAGACUCGUGCAACUGGCAGCAGCUUGCCACCUGUAGACCAAGGGAACAACCUACACCAAGUUCCGGUACAAACACUGCCUACACCAGCGAGCAGGUCCCUAAGCAAACCACAAACGAACAUGCGCCAAAACCAACGGUUUACGAACCGACGCCAAAACCAUCAGCAUACGAGCAGACACCAAAACCAUUAACAUUCGAGCAGACACCAAAACCAACGGCACACGUCCCGACACCAACACUAUCAACAUACGUCCCAACACCAUCACCACCAGCAUACGAGCCGACGCCGACACCAGCAGCCACCAAGGAACCGAGUCGCAGCACAUCACGGAAACCCUACACCCCCGCUCCCCCUGUCCCCAGCGGCCCAUGCACCUCCAGCAACUGUCGCCUCCCCGAGUGUUUCUGCUACGGGGCGCGCCCCAACAUGUCACUGGCCGACACGCCCCAGUUUGUCAUGCUGACCUUUGACGACAGCAUCACGGCCCAGCUGUACAGCAGCUACUUCCGGCCGCUCCUGGUUGAUAAUGACAACAAGGUCUUUAACCCUAACGGAUGCCGCGUCAGGUCAGCCUUCUACGUGUCUCUGGACAACACAAACUACUCCCUGCUGAAAAACUUGUGGUCAGCUGGCCAUGAAAUCGCCUCCCACACCAUCCACCAUAGCCUACCACUUGGCGAUACACCCAGCGACUACCCUGCAAUGGUGGACGAGAUUGACGGCAUGCGUCAGACAGUGCUGAAGGUAACGGGAGAGCAGACGCUGGCGGACUCCAUCGUGGGGUUCCGCGCCCCCUACCUCCGUGUGGCGGGGGAUGUCCAGUUUGAUGUCCUGCGGGACUACGGGUUCCUGUACGACACCUCGGUCACUAACGUGGAGAUAGCCGCACGCAGGAGUCCGCUGUGGCCCUACACCUUUCACUACGCCGUGGGCAGCUGCGUCAACCCGCCCUGCCCCACCAAGUCGUACCCCCUCUGGGAAGUUCCCCUCAACGCCUGGAUGGGAGACAACGGCUACAGCUGCAGCAUGAUCGACGCCUGCAUCGUUGGUGACGGCGUGACAGCAACACAGAAGGACUGGUACAACUUCUAUCAGCGGAAUCUUGAAAAUUACUUCUACCCCGUGAAGGUCCCGAUGCCAAUUUUUACCCACGGCUCCAUGUUCCUCCGCUCCAUAGAAUCCUACCCAGCUCUGGUGGCCUGGAUCAAAGACGUCUUACAAACCCGCACCGACGUCUGGUUUGUCACGCCCAAACAGGUGCUGCAGUGGAUGAAACAGCCGCUGACCAACGCUCAGAUGAUCCAGCAGAAGUGGGGCUGUUAGCGCAUAAUCUAGGCAGACGAUAGUAGCGCCCCUGUACAGACACUAACCGUCUCUGUCUAGUCAGACGCUGGUACUAACCGUCUCUGUCUAGUAAGACGCUGGUACUAACCGUCUCUGUCUAGUAAGACGCUGGUACUAACCGUCUCUGUCUAGUCAGACGCUGGUACUAACCGUCUCUGUCUAGUAAGACGUUGGUACUAACCGUCUCUGUCUAGUCAGACGCUGGUACUAACCGUCUCUGUCUAGUAAGACGUUGGUACUAACCGUAUCUGUCUAGUAAGACGCUGGUACUAACCGUCUCUGUCUAGUCAGACGCUGGUACUAACCGUCUCUGUCUAGUAAGACGUUGGUACUAACCGUCUCUGUCUAGUAAGACGCUGGUACUAACCGUCUCUGUCUAGUAAGACGCUGGUACUAACCGUCUCUGUCUAGUAAGACGCUGGUACUAACCGUCUCUGUCUAGUCAGACGCUGGUACUAACCGUCUCUGUCUAGUAAGACGUUGGUACUAACCGUCUCUGUCUAGUCAGACGCUGGUACUAACCGUAUCUGUCUAGUCAGACGCUGGUACUAACCGUCUCCGUCUAGCCAGACGCUGGUACUAAGCGUCUCUGUCUAGUCAGACGCUGGUACUAAGCGUCUCUGUCUAGCUAGGCGCUGGUACUAACCGUCUCUGUCUAGCCAGACGCUGGUAGCACCUCUGUCUAGCCAGACGUUCUUAAUGCCUCUAAUGUGGUCUAGAUCAUUGUGUCGAGUUUUGGAUACUUUUAAAAAACAGAUGAACUUAUUAUACCAAAAAAUAAAUAAAAAAUCCAUCCUCUUAAAUUAUUCAAGUUUUUAUUUGAAGAUUUCCACACUGCUGUUUCAAAAGUGUGUUUAUUAAAUGACGAAUGCAGUAAAUUAUAGGCAACCUGUUAAAAAGUUAAUUUAUGUAUGAUACAAUUCAUGUGAGCCUCCUGUAGGCCUAUU